This is a messenger RNA of Owenia fusiformis, 2551 nucleotides long. NCBI's taxonomy places the organism in Eukaryota, Metazoa, Annelida, Polychaeta, Sabellida, Oweniidae. The record is from the annotation of a GenBank genome assembly.
CAGUUAUGGAACAAAGAGUUCAAGAAUAGGUUUGGAGCAGCGCAUUGCGGCCUGGGCUAUUGCAGAUGGUGAUUCAAACCCUUGGAUCCAGGCCGACCUUGGUCAAGUUAUGUUAGUAAAAGAAGUUGUUACCCAAGGAAGAUCUGGUUCAAAUCAGUGGGUGAAUUCAUACAAAGUUUACUAUGGUAACGAUGAUAACAACCUACAAGAAUAUGGAACGAUUCUACAAGGGAAUAGCGAUGAUGAUACCAAGGUUACAAACCAGCUUAAUCCACCUUUAGAAGCCAAAUAUGUGCGUAUCAAUCCUCAAACCUGCAAUAACCAUUGCAGCAUGAGAUUUGAUGUCAUCGGCUGUCCAAUAGCAAAUCAAGUUGUGUGUACUGAACAGCUGAUAUCUGGUCGUGUCUACCAUAUUAAUGACUCAUCUUUAACUGCAUCAAGUGAAUAUGGUGCGAACUACAGGGCUUCGUAUUCAAGACUAGAUACAUUCCAGUCAGCUGGAGGCUGGGUCGCUCCUACUAACGAUGACGAACAGUGGAUACAGGUUGACCUUGAUGAGGUUAUGUUAGUGAGAGGAAUUGUGACUCAAGGGAGAAAUCAAGCGACGCAAUGGGUCACAUCAUACAAUAUGUUUUAUGGCAUCAGUAUAGGCAACUUACAUAGGUAUCAUAUGACGCUACAAGGUAAUUCAGAUCCGGAUACUGAGGUGACAAAUAUGCUAGAUCCACCUGUGGUAACCAGAUACGUACGUAUCAAUCCUCAAACCCGCCAUCAACACAACACGCUGAGAUUUGAUGUUAUCGGCUGCCCAUUGGUUAAGCCUGAAAAUGUUGGUGCAUGGGUCAACGUCACGUUGGCAAGGCCAUACUGGGUAAAAGAAGUCAGUUUGAUACAGAAUCGUGAAAGUCUCUUGACGCAGGCGAGUAAAGUCAAAAUGGAUUUCAGCGAUGGUUCGUCCAAAGAGAUUGGUUUGUUCGAUAUGAAGCCCGAUGACCAACAUAGCCGGGAAGCAGUGAGAUUCGAUUCACCCGUCCUUUCCAAUUGGGUGAAAAUUAUAUUCGUUGAUGCAUAUCUGAAAUCAAUGGAAUCAUUCGGAAUAGUGGAACUGGAUAUAAUUGCUGAUUUUGGCCAUUUGACUAACCAGGCUGCUUUGUCUGGCACUGCAACUUCAUCAUCUGAAUUUAACGUUGAUAUGGCGGUAGAAAAUACAAUUGACGGGACUCUAGUUAAAUACUUCGGCUUUGCUCUUAAUACUUGGGAGGACCAAUGGGUUUCGAUAACGUUAGAAGCAGAGCAUUGGGUUCAUGUUGUGAAAUACGCCAACCGGUGCGAAAUGAAUAGCGAGCAUCGGAGUGUAGUCGUCAAAUUCUUCAAUGCGAUGCCAAGUCUGAUAUGGGAAUCGUCGGUCGGUUCACAAGUUUACAUGUACAAAGAUAUAGAAGACUGUAGAAGUUUCCGAUGGACGACAAUUCCCUUGACUCAUACUCGAUUAGUAAAAUCGGUUAAAUUUACAGUCAAGCAAAUGUGGCUUAAUGAAGGGACGACUUUAACAACAGGGAUGUCGGAGAUUCAAAUUUUUACAGGACGGAAUCUUGUGGGUUCAUCGUCACCAAUCAUGGAUGAAACGUUUCCUGGCGAAAUUAGAUCACUCAUCCAUACCCUGACAGACAUGGAAAAAUCACCUUGUUCCUUCGAGGUUCAGAAUGUUCCUAGGGGGAGAUUUGUUUUCCUUACAAAUGCAAUUGGUUUGACUCAAUUCAAACUUGUGAUCACAACAAAUGGUGGAGCUGCCGAUGAUUUUCAUGUGUAUAGUACGAGUGACACAACAACUGAUAUUGCAUCUGCAAGAAUGCUGCGCUGUACCGGACCUGAUUACCCGGGUACUGGAGAGUUUGCAUGGACAUGUACAGCCGAUGAAGGAGAAGGUUCUCUAUAUGCUGCUAUGAUUGUGGUAUCAACCUCAUCUAUGUACAAGCUAUGUGAGAUUGAACUACUAGCUGGACCUGAUUCUUGAAAGUAACGCCCAUUUCCUCCUGUGCUCGUUAUCGGCAGCAAGGUUAUUAGAGAACUGCGAGUAGGGUGGGGGGGGGUACAGGAGGUGACCAGAAAAACGUUACCCUCUAAUGUUGGAAUGAUUUUCUUAAUAAUGAAGAAAUAUUUGAGAUUUAUGUCGUGUAGAUACAGAGGUGUACUUAUAUUGUAUCUAUGAUUUUUGAGAUUUGGAGUAAUUUCGUUUUUCGGCCAGGUAUGCUCAUUUGCGAAAUUGUUAAAUAAAAGGUUCAAAAUGCAAUUUUGGAAUGGGAUUUCUGUCGUAGCAAUUAUGUAAGUCAUUUCUAGACUGCUUUAAUCGGACAUGUGUUCUAAAUGUAUUGACAUAAUGUUGUCAGGUAUGAUGAAUCGAGUUGCUUAUUUGGUUUAAAAAAGACAGGUUUUCAAACUUUUAUUGUCGAGUGAUUUGGAAUCAGAGCAUGUCUCCGCUGAAAAUAUGGUAUCUCUAAGGCUGCGUUUUUGCAAAAGCAGUUCAUCCAAGCGCACUUAGACCGUUAAUUAC